This is a messenger RNA of Anopheles funestus (African malaria mosquito), 1427 nucleotides long. RefSeq names its product zinc finger protein ZFP2-like. The record is from RefSeq and is a predicted model, not a curated record. Gene Ontology annotation, cellular component: nucleus. The coding region runs from base 90 to 1253 and encodes 387 amino acids. NCBI's taxonomy places the organism in Eukaryota, Metazoa, Arthropoda, Insecta, Diptera, Culicidae. The transcript is spliced from 2 exons.
UCAGCAUCAACUCGAUCAAAACAUUACUUCGCCACAGCACUUUUGCUGGAAAAGUUGUAAACUAGAAUCUCCUUUCCGAUGAAGAGCUCAUGGAUUUACGAGAGCUUUCGCCAAACGAUCCUACACAAAAUGCGAUCAACAAGCAAAUGCUGGAAUUACCGCUGGCAUCACAGCACAACAUAAACAAAUCCCGGCCAGAAGAAGCUGUAAAAUUUUACCAGUCCGAUUCAGACGACCCACCACGUUGUACCGUUCAGUGCACGGAAUGUGGAAAAUGGUUUCUCGAUCACUACUUCCUAAGUCGACACAAGUUAGUGCACACCAAGGAAAAACCUCACCAGUGCGCCAAAUGUUUAAAAUCCUUCACACAGAAGGGAAGCCUUGCGACACACAUGCUUAUUCAUUUGCGUGUGAAAAAGUUUCAGUGCAGCCUCUGUCCGAUGAAGUUCGUGCAAAAAGGUAAUCUGGAAACACAUGUAAAAAAACGACAUCCACCGCUUGACGAUCCGGUGUUAGAGAAUGGUUUCCUCUGCCAAAAGUGUCCUUCCGCUUAUAAAAGAGCUGGUCGGUUACAGGAACACCGUGCACGGAUUCACGGUGAGAUGGUAAUGUUCGACCAGUGCUUAAAGCAAACAACGGCAACGAGUAAACAACCAUCUAAUGAUACACCUUCCACUGAAGACAAUGAGCAUGGUGAUGAUACAACCUCAUCGAAUGAAGGUUCUUCCGCGUCAAACAAAGCACAACUAAAAACGGAACAUGAUGGAGAGAUAAUGUAUACAAUUAUUAAAAGCCGCCGAACAGAGCACAUGAACGGUAGGACUGACAAACGGCGGUACGAAUGCGAAAUAUGCAAGGCUGCAUUUCAAAAAUCGGCAUACCUUUCCCAGCACAUGAUUUCCCAUACCGGUAUUCGACCACACCGGUGCAAUAUCUGUAACAAGACUUUCACCUCCAAGCAGUCAUACAGCACGCAUAUGAAGCUACAUUCGAACACAGUUCGGUUGUUCAGCUGUGAUAAAUGUGAGGCAGCAUUUAAUCGUUAUGCAGCGUUGAAAAGGCACCAAACGAUGAUGCACAGCGCACUAAAGUUUUAUUUCCGUUGUCCUUAUUGCGAGAAUAGAUUCCGUUGGCUGCAUAACGUCCGAACUCACAUAAAAGUCUUCCACGCGACAUCAACUGAGCUUACUUUGCUAGAACCGGUCAAAGAAAGCAUCAAACUUGAACCGCAUCAAGCGUAUGAACCGUGUUAAACGCGUACAUCCGACUGAAUUGCAUAGGAUUAACUGAUUUUUGGACAAGUAUGUCCUGGGUUAUCCACAAACCUGUAAUAUCGUAAUAUCAUUACGAAUACAAAGUAGAAAUAAAUGCAAUAUUAUUUUCAUUAGUUCCUAUAGCUACCAUCUCAGCUACAGGGCAGUCUUGUA